UCGGAGCGUCCAUGGUCGUUGUCGUAGCGAAGGACAACGACGACUCUUUCGCUUUUACGACGAGGACGAAAUAGUAAUCCUCUUUUGAGGCGAUUUAGAAACCCUAGUAACAACGUUUCGAUCGAAAUCGCCAAACCCUCGCCCACGCGAUGCGAAACCCUUCCUUCGAUCUACGCUGAUGCAUUCGUUGCUGCGGAGUUCGUCGAUUUUAACUCUGGAUUUCAUAUUUUUUGGCCUCUUCUAGGGUUUUUUGAUACUUUUGCUGAUUGGUUGAUGCUUGCUCAUUGGAUUGACUGAGAAGCCAUUGUAAAAUGGGCAACAAUAAUCGCAGUGCUCUUCUUAAGAAGCCAAGUGAGAGUGCCAGAUUAAUUUUUUCGGCUGUUGUUGGAGUUGCUUUAGGAUUCUUCUUUGGAGUUUUAUUUCAAACAUUCUCCAUCACCUCGCUUAGUUUGCUUCCCAACAUUACCUCUACAAUAGACAUUGCAUUUGUUGAUAAUGGCCAACCAUUUGGCCAUGAUAUUCCAUCAGCAUCUAAACAGCAUACAAAUAGAAGCAGAACUUCCAGAAGUCAUGGAUCAGGUGAUUCUUUGAAGAUAUAUGUGCCAACGAACCCUCGUGGUGCUGAGUUAUUAGCUCCGGGUAUUGUCGUUUCUGAGACUGAUUUCUACUUGCGACGAUUGUGGGGUGACCCCAAUGAGGACCUAACUACUCGGCCUAAAUAUCUUGUGACAUUCACAGUUGGAUUUGAUCAAUCAAAAAAUAUUGAUGCAGCAGUGAAAAAGUUUUCUGAGGACUUCACAAUUUUACUCUUUCACUAUGAUGGCCGGGCAAGUGAAUGGGAUCAAUUUGAGUGGUCGAAACGUGCAAUCCACGUCAGCAUAAAGAGGCAGACUAAAUGGUGGUAUGCGAAACGUUUUCUGCAUCCAAAUGUCGUUGCAGCUUAUGAUUACAUUUUUAUAUGGGAUGAAGAUAUUGGAGUCGAACACUUUGAUCCAGAGAAGUACAUAAACAUAAUAAAGAAACAUCGCUUGGAGAUAUCACAGCCAGCUCUAGAACCAAUGAGAGGAAUGAUGUGGGAGAUGACUAAGCGAAGAAGCAGCAGUGAAGUUCACAAAGAAACAUUGGACAGACCUGGUUGGUGUGUUGAUCCCCAUUCGCCACCAUGUGCAGCGUUUGUAGAAUUAAUGGCACCCGUCUUUUCUAGAGAUGCUUGGCGUUGCGUAUGGCAUAUGAUUCAGAAUGACUUGGUUCAUGGGUGGGGUUUGGACUUCGCAUUAAGAAGAUGUGUGGAGCCUGCGCAUGAAAAGAUAGGUGUUGUUGACUCGCAAUGGAUUGUUCAUCAACUUAUUCCUUCUCUUGGGAACCAGGGAGAGCGCAAGGGUAUGAAAGCAGCAUGGCAAAGGGUGAGAGAAAGGUGUAAAUUAGAGUGGUCACGGUUCCACACUCGUCUGGUGUAUGCUGAGAGGCAAUAUUUUGCCGGAUUAGGUAAAGGUUAAUGGACUAUUUUUCACGAACUUCGAGUAUUCGGCAGCGAUCUAUUCCUUUCAUCUUUAUUCAUUAUUAUUCUUUUUCUCCGUGAAAUUUUAUGCAUAUCCUUUCCACUUCCUCCUCCCCCUCAGGGGAGGGUACAGGGGAUCAUGUAGUCAUUAACUCCUGAGUUUUAACUUUUCAUUAUGAGCUGAUUUAGCUGUAUCUGGCCACUAAUCCCUGUUAAUAUUGAGAUGUACAUGACAUGUUUUCCUUAUAUUAUGUCCAAGUUUUGCUGUUGUGCUAUAUGAGAUGAUUGUAACUUAAUGAUGUGCAAAAAUCAGUUUAUUGUGUAUUGCGAAGUU
Molecule: messenger RNA, 1832 nt
Organism: Ananas comosus (pineapple)
Lineage: Eukaryota; Viridiplantae; Streptophyta; Magnoliopsida; Poales; Bromeliaceae
Exons: 15
Coding region: 312-1496 (394 amino acids)
Source: RefSeq, a predicted model, not a curated record